Molecule: messenger RNA, 2521 nt
Organism: Neodiprion fabricii
Lineage: Eukaryota; Metazoa; Arthropoda; Insecta; Hymenoptera; Diprionidae
Product: RYamide receptor-like
Exons: 10
Coding region: 667-2274 (535 amino acids)
Biological process (GO): G protein-coupled receptor signaling pathway
Cellular component (GO): membrane
Molecular function (GO): neuropeptide Y receptor activity
Source: RefSeq, a predicted model, not a curated record
CGGCCGGCAUGCCAGUCGAUCUCACGAAUCCGUUACUGUUCCCACGAAAAUAUAUACCGGAUCAUUCGCACGGUCCAAAGUCACUCAGGGUGACUCGAGUCACGGCAUUGUAAUUCGUAGAAAAUUUAUCUGCCGAGAUCUUGUGACUUAAGACUCACCACUUGAUGGACAAUUGAUCACAGAGCACUGCUUCGAGUUAAAAUACCGAGUUAAACUUUUAGCCGAUUAAAUUUCUACGUCGUUCCGUCAACGUGCGCGGGUAUUUGGGGCUGCGAACGCUCCGCUCCAAAGGAAAUGACUUAAAUUUAAGAAAAAUAAAACCAAACUGCAGCGAUCCCUCAUCAAUUUGCGAGAAAGAAAGCAUUCGCCGUGUCGAGACGAGGAAAUGAGGCAGAAAAGUGAUUGAGAUGAGGAUUCGACGGUGCUUCGAAAGUUACUCAAACGGUCCACUAAGCCCGUUGACGCACGGCUAAGUCAACGACAUGAGUGGUAAAAUCGACAAAUGGAAUCUCACCCAACUCCGUGACUGAAAUCCAAAAACACCGGCAGAAAUCAAAGAGUAAAUAUUUUUUUUAUGUCGAACCGAAUCACGAUGCAACGAAUUGAAAUGACGUCAGGCCUGCCUGUGAAUGGCUUGCAGAAAAGUGGAGAGGCUUGCCUCGAUCGAUGAGAGGAUCCCGAUUUCUCCGCAAAGCUGAACGAGACUUGUUAAAUAGUCGAGUAUUAAGACCGAGAAUUCGCAACAUGGACGAUUCAGGCAUGCCGGUGUUCGACGGCUUCGAUAUUAACGAAAACGAAACUGCCGACGACGGCAACAAUUCCCUCAAGAUGGACGAGGUGAAUGCAAUUCUCAGCGACUUCUACAACAAUCUUAACAGCGAGACCAACUAUCUUCUCAUCACCCUCUACGUUCCCGUCAUCGUCCUCGCCGUCACGGCCAACAUCCUCGUCAUCGUGGUCGUCCUCAAGUACCACUACAUGCGGAGCGUGACAAACUAUUUUCUGGUCAAUCUCUCGGUCGCCGAUUUGCUCGUUACAACGAUCUGCAUGCCGAUAGCCGUCAGCCAAGCCGUCACCAUGAUAUGGGUCUACGGUGAAAUAAUGUGCAAACUCUUCUUCUACCUUCAAGUACCGAUGUGCAAGAGUGAAACAAUAUUUGCAGGCGUCGCAGUGGCCGCUUCCGUUUUCACAAUAACGGCGAUGAGCAUCGACAGGUACCUUGCAAUAAGGAGUCCGAUAGCCUUCAGGAGGGUCUUCAACAGACGGAGUACCAUACUAGUAAUCGCAGCUCUCUGGCUGGUCGCCUUGAGCAUCUUUGCCCCGGUUUUACGAGCUGUGACGUUGAGCCCGAUGAGUGAAUUGGACAACAUAACGAUCGGAGGGCAACGCAUUGAACACCCAACUUUUUACGUAUGCUCCGAAGACUUCAAGCCACUUGGUAUCCACACCCACAUUUUUGGCGCCGCCUGCUUCGUUCUGGUCUACGCGAUUCCCGGGUUCAUCGUGAUUCUGGCGUAUUCGAUGAUGGGCCGAACCCUCUGCGCCAGAAAACCACCUUUCGAUUGCGACAGUAUAGAAGGCAGUGCCAGCUCACAGCAGGGAUUUCGUUUAGUCCGUGAACGACGUCGCGUUGCUUGGAUCCUGCUUCUUCUGGCGGUUCUAUUCGCUUUAUGCUGGCUGCCAUACAACGUGCUCAGACUUCUGAUGGACCUCGGGGCACUUGGGAGCGGUAGAAACAUGUCGGACGUUUUGUCCUACUGCUUGUUCCUGGGUCAUGCGAACAGCGCUCUCAACCCCAUCGUCUACUGCUUCAUGACGCGUAACUUCCGGCGUAGCGUCUCCGAAAUAUUGUUUCGCAGUCGACACGCUCUUGCCAGACGUAAGCCUCAUCGUAAAACCACGGGGCCCGCUACGGGGACCUGCAUCGGAUGCAGCGGUUGCGGCGUAACCCCGGACGUCCCCUGGACAGACCCGUCAGGUCAAGAAGUCCCCCGUUGUCAUCUCUGCCUGACCCAGGACCAAUUCGCGGCGGGUCAGCAUCGGGGGGCAACAACGAGCAGCGGAUACGACACCUUCUACAGUCGGCACAAUCCGCACCGGCGGUGCUACAUGAUGAAAGCCGUGUGCAGCCCCCAGCGUCAAGGUCGGGAACAAUGUCAAGGCCGGAAGAACCAGGAGGCCGAUUCGAGCCGAGCGACGUGCCUGCAGGACUCGGGAAAAAGCUGCAGUCGGAAGACUUGCGAUCGGACCGACUCGACGAGGUCAAAGAUUUAAGCGCGACGGAGGCGACGGCGAAAUCGGCGACGUCUACAACGAUGACGAAGCCUCGAUAAAACGGGAUGCGUAUAAUGACAGGAAUCUCGAGACUCCUCGCCGGACGACUCAAGAGUCUUACGUACACAAGGGUGGUGUACAGAGGUACUCAAAGAUCGCUAUUGUCCGUGGAAAAUCAACCACCGACAAAUUCUCAACCAACUGUAGUCCGCAACGGUGGAGGACAAACAUCUUUAACUAAUGGUCC